AUGUUGCUUGUUGCUUUUGAUAUUAAAUGGAACAAUAUCUAUGGAGAUGAUGUAAGGGAAACCCUCCUAAGAUUGCAGAAGGAAGGGACUGAUGCAAAUGCUGCUUACAUCCUUAUGCAAAGAAUUUUUCCAAACAUAUAUCCUGCUAUUCUGACGAGGAAUGGCAUCUGUCAUAAAGAUCAUGCCAUAUCAGAACUUGGUAUAUAUGGUGCUUAUCUAAGGUAA
Messenger RNA from Ilex paraguariensis (yerba mate), 225 nucleotides. NCBI's taxonomy places the organism in Eukaryota, Viridiplantae, Streptophyta, Magnoliopsida, Aquifoliales, Aquifoliaceae. The record is from the annotation of a GenBank genome assembly.